CACCCAGUCUCUUUCAACAUUCGUUUACAAUCCCACGAUUGUCAAUCUCUCGCAUCUGGACUCCCACCACCAUGUCAGACCAAUCGCAGGCGAGCUCACGCUUUACACCGCAGAACCAGACCACCAACAAUCGACUGUCGAUCAACACGGUCGGUCUAGUGGCGCUCUCGGACUUUCGCAAACGACGCGCCGAGGUCCUGGAGCAGCAGGAGCGCGAGGCUCGCGAGGCGGCACUCUCGGCACGCACAAACACCUCGACGCCGGACAGAUCGCUGACUGCGACACCGAACAACGCAAGCGCCGACAGUAGCGAGACGGAAAGGCAGAGGAAGAAGAAGAAAAAGAAGCAUGCAAAGGCGCUCGUUUCGUUCGGGGAUGAUGACGAGGAGGAGGAGGAUGAGUCUGGGCCCAAGCUUGUCACCGACCGGGGAGCAGGAGCGCAGGGGGCGGAAAAGGCUGCUAAACAGGCUGCAGAGAAGGAUGUUGGUGACAGCAGCAGUGCGGAGGCUGGCACUGAGGGUGCCUCUGGCGAAGACAGGGACAAGGACACGGACAAGAACAAGGACAAAGACAAGGCGGACAAGCCACCGGCCAAGGUGAUGGUCAACUCGUCAGUCGGCAUUGUGCCCCGUGCCCGGACGAAAGCUGCGCUGCGGAGGGAAGCGGCCGAGAGGGAGGCAUUGCGCAAGGAAUUCCUCAUGCUGCAAGCUGCCGUCAAGGCGACGGAGAUUGCCAUCCCGUUCGUCUUCUACGACGGGACCAACAUUCCCGGCGGCAUCGUCAGGGUCAAGAAGGGGGACUUCGUUUGGUUCUUCUUGGACAAAAGCCGUAAGGUCGGCGCACGACUUGGAGUGGGUGCAGAUAAAGUGGUGAAUGCUAGGCGGGACUGGGCUCGCGUCAGCGUGGACGACUUGCUGCUUGUGAGAGGAACCAUAAUCAUACCCCAUCAUUAUGAAUUCUACUUCUUCAUCAUCAACAAGACCAUCGGCCCAGGCAACAAGCUCCUCUUUGACUACAGCGCUGAAGCGACCCCGACGCAGCCAGCAGCAGGUGCUUCAGGCACAUCGGGAAUUAACAGCACGCCUGACCUCUCCAAACUUGAAGGGGCGUCGGAUGACCCGACCUUCACGAAGGUGGUUGAUCGGCGGUGGUAUCAGCGCAACAAGCACAUCUACCCGGCCAGUGUGUGGCAGGUAUUCGAUCCGGAGAAAGAUUACUCGAAGGAGAUCCCGCGGGAUCCCGGAGGCAAUGCCUUCUUCUUCACGAGGUGAUGACACCGGUGUCGGGAGCAUCGCGUUGAUUUAAACACGGCGUCACCCCUGCAGCACAAGCAGAGUUGUUUUGGCGCCCGUUAA
Messenger RNA from Thermothelomyces thermophilus ATCC 42464, 1355 nucleotides. RefSeq lists its product as uncharacterized. Gene Ontology annotation, cellular component: nucleus. Lineage: Eukaryota; Fungi; Ascomycota; Sordariomycetes; Sordariales; Chaetomiaceae. The transcript is spliced from 2 exons. Gene Ontology annotation, biological process: chromatin organization. The coding region runs from base 72 to 1271 and encodes 399 amino acids. The record is from RefSeq and is a predicted model, not a curated record.